Molecule: messenger RNA, 1416 nt
Organism: Schistosoma spindalis
Lineage: Eukaryota; Metazoa; Platyhelminthes; Trematoda; Strigeidida; Schistosomatidae
Source: the annotation of a GenBank genome assembly
GGUAAUUCCUACCGGUGGCUGGGAUUAUUUUGUCUGAAUUACCUACCCUUGUUGAUGCUCGACAGGCUGCACUCGACGGGACUAUAAUUUAUGGACGAACCAAUCAGACUUACAAUAACAGGUCUUGAAUUUUGACGCUAAAUCCACUCAUCCACUUGGUUAAAUAUAGUUUCGGCAUCAACUAGUUGAUGUUAGUUCGUGAUGAAAACCCUAUAUCUGAUUCCUAAUACUAACCAUCAACUGUAAAAAUUAAUCCUAGUUCCUCAUGCUGGCUUAUAACCCUCAUUUAGACGUAGUAUGUAGGUGGACAUUAUCAAGUUCUCUUUAGCGCCGCUCAAAGGUCGUCCAUAAAUCAUAGUCUCACCGUGAAUGCGCCGACAAUUUUCGGUCUUCUAAAUGAAUCGAGUGUCAGCGCAAGUAUGUUAGGGGUCGGAUGGCUCCUGUAAGGAAAAGUAUCUCUUCUCGACAUCCUUCUGAACGUUUUUCCAAGAAGCACAUUCGUAACGACGAUGGGUCAGUAUUGGUUGUAAGUAAGAAAAUGAAGAACAUAAUAAAGCAAGAACUUAAAGCACAAUCCAUAAGUAAUAUGCUAACUGACGAUACUAAUUCCGAAGAUCAUUCGAACCUUUCUCAAUCAUCUUUCAAGCACGCGUUAAAUCCAUAUACUGAAUGUAGUGAUAACAACAGUUUGAGUAAACCUUGCACUCGUUUAUCGUCUGAUAAUACCAAUAUGCAUCGAAUUGUCAAAAAAGUUCCCCGUAAAAAGCGUCUCAAAUCUAAACUGCACUCUCAUUUUAAUCGCAAUCAAAAUUUAAAAUCAACCUUACUUUCUAUGAAAAAAGAUAUACAAGGGGAAUCUCGUGGAAAUCAACAAUCGACAGUGCGUUUUUCUACCGAUCAGUCAGCUUUCGUAAAGUCAAAUGGAGUGCGUAUUCAAAAGUCAAACUUGAAAUCCUCACAAAACCAACAAUCAAAAGUUGACGAUAGUCAUAUUGAAGAAAAAAGACCAUCAUCAAUAAAUAUUGUCAAUUCCUUUCGCAGUUUACUACAACAAUUUUAAUGGAUAUCUUUUUUGUUGUUGAUUGUCUUGUAAACUAGUUCUCGAAAUAAAUCAUAUCGUUUGUAGAUUAUAACAGUAAUUGUAAAUUUGAUGAUUGAUAAUGCUUUAAAAUUGAUUUUGGAAUUGUUUUUUUUUGUAAAUAAAUCAGUUACAUGAAUAAAACUGUAUAUACAAACUGUAUCUCAAGUUUUGUAUUUUUACAUGGUUAAAACCCCUAUCAUAUGAAUUUUUCAUAAUUUAAAUUUCAGAUUUCUUACUUUAUUACUGUAGAUAUUUGAUUUUUUGCUUAUUUUGGGUUAAAGAUCCGAAAAUCAUUCUCUAUUUUGAUUUAAAUAAUAUUACUAGUUUGCAUAUAA